UAGCAGCCAUGUGCCCUGACCUUUCCUUUUUUUUUUUUUUUUGAAAUGCCAGAAACCCAGAAUUUUUUUUUUUUUUUUAAGACAAGGUCUGGCUCUGUUGCCCAGGUUGGAGUGUAGGAGGGCGAUCUCAGCUCACUGCAGCCUCAACCUCCCUGAGCUCAGGUGAUCCUCCCACCUCAGCCUCCCAAGUAGCUGGGACCACAGGUGCACAUCACUGUACCCAGCUAAUUUUUGUAUUUUUUGUUUUUAAGGGAUGGAAUUUCACCAUGUUGCCUAGGUGGGUCUUGAACUCCUGGGCUCAAGGGAUUCGCCCACCUAAGCCUCCCACAGUGUUGGGAUUAUAGGUAUGGGCCACCAUGCCUCACCCUAGAGACUAUUUUUAAGACUAGUUUUAGGUUCUCAGAAAAAUGGAGAAGAUAGAGAUUUCCCAUAUCCCUCUGACCCCAUACACGCAUAAGCUCCCCAUGAUCCCCCACCAAAGUUGUACAUUUGUUAGAACUGAUGAACCUAUGUUGACAUUAUCGUCAUUGGAUUCUCAUUAUCAUCCAAAGUCCAUAUUUUACAUUAGGGUUCACUCUUGGUGCUUUACAUUCUAUGGGUUCAGACAAGUAUAUAAUAACAUGUAUUCACCAUUAUAGUAUCAUACGGAGUAUUUUCACUGCCCUAAAAAUCCUUCUGGGCUUUGCCUGUUCAUUCCUCUCUUACUCCUAAUUCCUGGCAACCACUGAUACUUUUGCCUUUUCUAGAAUAUCAUAUAUUUGGAAUCAUACAGUAGAUAGCCUUUUCAGAUAGAUUUCUUUCACUUAGUAAUAUGCACUUAAGUUUUCUCCAGGUCUUUUUUUGGCUUGAUAGCUCAUUUCUUUUUAGUGCUGAAUCAUAUUUCAUUGUCUUAAUGAACCACAGUUUAUUUAGCCAUUCACCUACAGAAGGACAUUUGGUUGCUUCCAAGUUUUGGCAAUUAUGGAUAAAGCUGCUAUCAACAUCCAUAUACAGGUUUUCAUGUAGACGUAAGUUUUCAACUCCUUUGUGUAAAUACCAAAGAGUGUGUUUGCUGGGUUAUAAGGCAAAAACAUGUUUGCUUUUGUAAGAAACCACCAAAAUGUCUUCCAAAGUGGCUGUAUGAUUUUGCAUUCCCACCAGCUGUCACUGCUAAUUGGGCAGACCUCCUUUAGAGAUGUCACCAAAGAUAGUGUAAUGCUCUUCACUGUAGGCAUUUAUGAUCUAUACAAGAAUAACAGUGGAUUCUGGGUCAGUGCCUUUAUUUUAUCCUGCCAAGUUCAAGAGAAAGGUUUUUUCUUAUUCUAAGAGAAGACUGUUAUGGUAAAGUAAAAGGAAGAAAUAUAUAAUUACUCUUCUAUUGAGGAGGGAGAAGAAGGAAACACUGUGAUGUAAAUGGCAGAAAUUCAAUAAUUUAAUUCAAACUAAAGAGAAUGGGAAUGUAUUGAAUUCAGGAAUGGAAUGUAACGGGAAACUCCACUGGUGGUCUUCAGGCAUGGCUGAAUCCCGUGUCUCAAAUGAUAUCAUCAGGAAUAUGUUCCUCCCAUCCCUCAGCUCUGUGUUCCUUGGUGUGGUCUUUACUUUUUCCACUUGGUAAUAUGAAUGUCCUCCAAUAUCCUCCCCUACUGCCAGAGAUACCAGAGAAAGGAGAGCUUCUCUGAUAGUUCCAUCAAAACUCCCAGGGAUGACUCUGAUUGGUCAGCCUGCAUCACAUGCCAGUUUUCUCGGUCAAGGAAGUGGGACCAUGUGAUUGACAUGAGUAUAAGACAAUCUGUUCCUGAAAGAAAAGGGUGCUGGGGGAAAAGGCAACAGAUGUCCACCACAGCAUGUUUUUUCACUUUACUGGUUAUUAUCUCUUUUUAGACUCCCUCAGCACUGGACAGCCGAGGCCACGAAGGACUUGGGACCCUUUCUAGUACUUUUCUCAGGAGAUGAAUUAAGCUCUAUAGCCACAAAGUUUCCUGAGAUCCUUCUGCAAGCAGCUUCCAAGAUGGCCAGGACCCUGCCCCCUAAAGAAUUCCUCUGGGCUGUCUUUCAAUCUGUUCGGAACAGCAGUGAUUAAGAUCCCCAGCUCUGACCCUAUGCCUAGUUGCCAUGGAGUCGUGGCCCCCUCUUCUGAUGACAUCUUCAAGUUGGCCGAAGCCAAUGCCUGCUGGGCCCUGGAGGACCUGCGGUGCAUGGAGGAAGACACAUUCAUCAGGACUGUGGAACUGCUGGGAGCUGUCCAGGGUUUCAGCCGGCCUCAGCUGAUGACCCUGAAGGAGAAAGCAAUACAGGUUUGGGACAUGCCAUCUUACUGGAGAGAACACCAUAUCGUCUCCCUGGGGUGCAUUGCUCUGGCUCUUAAUGAGAGUGAGCUGGAGCAGCUGGACCUCAGCUCCAUAGACACUGUGGCUUCCCUAAGCUGGCAAACAGAAUGGACCCCGGGACAGGCUGAAUCCAUUUUGCAAGGGUACCUGGAUGAUUCAGGAUACAGUAUCCAGGACCUGAAGAGCUUUCAUUUGGUAGGACUUGGUGCAACCCUGUGUGAUAUAAACAUCACUGAAAUCCCACUUAUAAAGAUCUCAGAAUUCAGGGUGGUAGUGGCCAGAAUUGGGACCCUGCUCUGCAGCACACAUGUCUUAGCCGAGUUUAAGAGGAAGGCUGAAGUUGUGUUUGGGGAUCCCACUGAGUGGACCAGUUCUGUCUUGCAGGAGCUUGGGACCAUUGCAGCUGGAUUAACUAAGGCAGAGCUCCGGAUGCUUGACAAGGAUUUGAUGCCAUAUUUCCAGCCAUCAGCAAUAAAAUGCCUUCCUGAUGAGAUAUUCAAAGAGCUGUCCGCGGAGCAGAUCGCCUCCCUGGGUCCGGAGAACGCCGCGGCGGUGACCCACGCCCAGCGCCGGCGGCUCAGUCCACUGCAGCUGCAGAGCCUCCAGCAGGCGCUAGAUGGCGCCAAGACUCACUCCUGGCAGGACGCGCCCGCUAGCGCCGGUCCCACUAGAACCUCAUCCUCGCGUUCUCCCGCAGGAGCUCUCCAGUCGUGGGGUCUCUGGCUUGGUUGUCCCCUGCUGGUUCUAAUGGCCAAGCUCCUGUGGUGAGUGGCCUGAGCGCAUCGUCCUGUGUUGCCCCAAGCAGCUGGCCAACGUGUGUAGAGACAGCAUGCUCCAGAUGGUGGGACACCGUUCCCUGGAUCCAGACCCUCAUCUAGGGCAGGGAAACCCUGGGGCCUUGAUGGUGAAAAUGCACCCCAAAUGAAAAAUAAUUAUUAAAAAUGAUCUUGCAAAUUA
Pan troglodytes (chimpanzee) is the source of this 3263-nucleotide messenger RNA. RefSeq names its product otoancorin-like. Bases 2079 to 3074 code for a protein of 331 amino acids. The record is from RefSeq and is a predicted model, not a curated record. Lineage: Eukaryota; Metazoa; Chordata; Mammalia; Primates; Hominidae. Gene Ontology annotation, biological process: cell-matrix adhesion. The transcript is spliced from 9 exons. Gene Ontology annotation, cellular component: cell surface.